AUGGAAAAUGAAUCUUAUUUUACAACUUUUAUCCUUACUGAAUUUCAGUACUUGGGGAGUAAUAAACACAUAUACUUUUCUCUUGCACUAACAGCCUAUCUUUUAAUCAUAAUUUUUAAUUGUUCAUUAAUAUUAUUAAUAUAUGUUGAAAAACACCUUCACGAGCCAAUGUACAUUUUUCUUUGUAAUUUGUUAUUCAGUGAGCUUAUUGGAUCUACAACAUUUUAUGUUAAGUUCAUGAUUGAUCUUCAAGCAGACACGCAAGAGGUUUCCCGAGCAGUUUGUUUUAUUCAGAACUAUUUUGUUUACCUUUAUGUUACAGCUGAAAUCACAAUUUUAACAGUUAUGGCACAUGACAGGUAUAUAGCAAUAAAUUUCCCAUUGCAUUAUACUGUCAUCAUUUCAACUAGAAAGAUACAAAUACUAAUUUUUGUUGCUUGGAUUUUUCCAAUAUUAAUAUUAAUAAUUGGUAUGUCAUUAUCUGCACGACUUCCAUUAUGUGGUAAUCAAAUUAACAGGGUGUACUGUGCUAAUUGGGAAAUUGUCAAGCUGUCUUGCACAAACACUAAUUCUAAUAAUAUUUAUGGAUUUUUGUUAAUGUUUACAUGUUUUAUGCCUUUCAUAUUCAUUAUUUAUUCUUACAUGAAAAUUCUUAAAGUGUGUUGGAGCAGUUGUAAAUCUCAGAAAUAUAAAGCUCUUCAAACCUGCCUCCCACAUUUGGUAACAUUAAUUUUAUUUCUAAGUUCGGUACUUUUUGAAGUGAUAGAAAGCAGGGUUAAUAUAAAGAGAGUCAGAAACGUCAUCACUUCUUUUGCUUCUUUAGAAUUUUUAACUGUUCCUCCUCUUUUAAACCCAAUAAUAUAUGGCAUGAUCUUACCUGAGAUUCGUAAAAGAGUUAUUAGAAUACUUUCAUGUACAAAGAAAAGAGGCAGCAUUAAAUCACUCAAAUAA
Molecule: messenger RNA, 951 nt
Organism: Polypterus senegalus (gray bichir)
Lineage: Eukaryota; Metazoa; Chordata; Cladistia; Polypteriformes; Polypteridae
Product: olfactory receptor 1468-like
Exons: 1
Coding region: 1-951 (316 amino acids)
Biological process (GO): G protein-coupled receptor signaling pathway
Cellular component (GO): membrane
Molecular function (GO): olfactory receptor activity; G protein-coupled receptor activity
Source: RefSeq, a predicted model, not a curated record